GACCAGCCUUGGCACAAACAAGCUCGGCAGGUGCGGAAUACCAACUACUUCGUACGUCUUACCAAGAUUUGCUUGCUCUAUGGAUUUGCCUCGCCGGCUGGAAGUCGGGAUUGGGUAUCAUGAUAUAGAUAGAGCCAAUAAGUAUAUAACAUAGCUCUCUGAUCUACAAAACAGACUUUCUUUCUUCAUCGCAACGGCUUCUUUCUUUUAGGUCAGAAGACUUUCGUUUGUUAAUUCAAGAUCUUAUUUGAUUUUUCUAUACAAUCCUGAACCUUACUCAAUAAUCGACCUCGCGAAGUCUUUUUUAUCAUUGACGUACAAAGUCUUUCGACUCUUACCUGCGAAAGUUCUCUCGAUCGCUUACGGGUACCACUCCACUACCUUCGUUUUCAAAUUAUAACCCAAGAUGCUCUCCUCUGCGAGUCACAGCGUGUCUGUCCCAGGCAACCCUGCGAACCUGUGGAAUAUCUUAUCGGAAAAUCAACAUAUUCUCGAGGGGGCAGAAGUUCAACAACUCCCAACCGUACUCGAUCGCAAGACUUCCAGCACUUCCUUAACGAGUGAUAGUGAUGCAGAUUACCGUAGUGACUCCGCACACUCUGCCACAAGUUACGGUAGUUCUUUUACAUGCGCCACAGAACGCUCUGACGAUGAUACCCCGACUGUCGAAACGCUCUUAGUGACAAGAGCUGCAGAUGAGUUGCAAGCUUCAUCCCCCGAAGAUAAUGAGCUUGCCAGCAAGAUCAUCAACAUCUUGCGUUCAUACUCUCCGCCAACUGAGAAUACACUCGAUAGAUCCGUGAUGGUUAGACUGGUUCAAUCACGGGUAGCACGCAAGGAGAAAAUUCAUCUCAUUCUUCCGGCCUUCCCUUUCAAAUCGCCAAACAAGGUUGAUAAAGUCCUUGGUUGUCUUCCAGAUAUGGGAGAAGAGAUUGCACUUGCUACGCUCAAUGGACUUUGCCAGCAGAUUGAUGAAGUGUAUCCAGUUGGAGGCACCACAGUCAUGGUCGUUUCUGAUGGUAUUGUUUACAAUGGUAUGUCGCUUAUAACCUCAACACAAGUAAUCAAUUAUCUAACAAAACACUCUAGAUCUCCUCGGCGUUUCAGAAACCGAAGUCUGGAACUAUUCAACCGCUCUCAGAAAACUCGCUGCUGAGAAGUUCCCUCACAUUACCUUCUCUCGUUUGAGCCAUCUCAUCGGGGAUGACUGCCCAGAGCCAAAGUCUUUGGAAGUAUACCUCGAAAACGCAGACUGGUACAGAUCUACAAUGGUUGGGAGACAUCUCAACAAGGACUUUGAUGUAAGCCAUGAACUGAAACACCACAUCAACGCCCUCAUGACAUAUCGUGGUUAUAUCAAGUUUCUUGGUGUAGAUUUAGCCCAUGAGCCAAGCCGACAGGGCAAAAGCAAAUCCCAAGUGAAGAAGAUGAACGAGAAGACUGCGAAGAAGAUGAUUGAGCGAGGAGCAGCAUUUGCACUUGCACUUCAGAAUGCCUUCCCAACCUCCGUCCGCAUCUCCAUCCACCAGUCGGUGUCCGAAUACAAACUACCUAUCGCUCUUCUUCCCGGUGCAGAAGCCUACAUCACCCCAUGGCACGCUGCUCCAGCUUUUGAACUUGACGGCAGCUGGAAAUUCGCCCACAAGCACAGCUUUUCCAAUGAUGAUUCAUAUGAGCUCAUCUACAAGAACGACCAACCAUCAUAUUACCGCAAGAUAUCUGACCUGUAUUCUUGGGAUAACGUAGCGAUCGAGGUCACCCCAGUUCAUCCUUGCGGUCUCAUGCUAUCCCCAACGAACAAGAACCAAGAGUUUAGCAUGGAAGUUAUUGAUAUGCAGAAGAUUAGAAAAUUGUCGGAAUACAACUCUCCAAUAAUACUAAGAGGCUUCAAGAACACCACUGAUCUUUCUCUGUUUACCCAAAAGGCUCGAGAGAUGGGAGAUGUCAUGCCAUGGAAAUUUGGCGAAGUAUUGGUCGUGAAGGAUGCUGGCGAGAACGGGGGCGGUCUAAACAACGUUUUAAGCGCUGAGCCAAUGCCUUUUCAUUUCGAUGGCUUGUUCAAAACGACCAUUGUCAAGGACGAGAAGACCGGCGAGGACAAAGUCGUCCCUCAACCACCCAAGUUUGUUUCCCCAUUUCUCUCAAGAUUACUAUACUAAUGACAUCCUAGGUUUCAAUGGUUCACUGUCGCAACUCCAGCACCACAGGCCUGUGGAAUGACGUUGAUAGCCUCCUCUCGCCUUUUGUUUUCUCUUCUCCCAAAAGAGUACAACUUAGAGAGACUCCAGGACCUUACUUGGACAGUCUCAACAACUGCCUUCGACAAUGCCGUGAUACCCAGACUUCCCCUCGUCGAGCCACACCCUAUACUAGCAACGCCUUGUAUCCGCUAUCACGAGCCAUGGCCAACAUCCAAGACAAAGUUCGAUCCUACAUAUGUCACCAUUGAUGACAUCAGCUCAGAUGAGAGCCAGAAGAUCACCGAUGCUAUUGACAGUCUUUUAUACGACCCAAGAGUGUGUUAUUACCAUACAUGGGUCGAAGGAGAUUUGAUCUUGAGUGACAACAUCAGCAUGAUGCACACAAGAUCAGAAUUUAUUCCCAAUUCGCCACGAGAGCUGUGGAGGAUCCACAUCAAUUAGAUAGGCGGCAUCGCCGAAAACUGAGGGGUCCAUAGAGUUUUGCAGAGCUAAUGAGAAUUGGGAAGGGUUUCAAUUUCAGCGACAAACAAGGUUGUACUUUUUGACAUCUUGCGGAGUUUUGGAGUUUACA
Molecule: messenger RNA, 2772 nt
Organism: Hymenoscyphus albidus
Lineage: Eukaryota; Fungi; Ascomycota; Leotiomycetes; Helotiales; Helotiaceae
Source: the annotation of a GenBank genome assembly